ACUGAUACGAUCACUAUUUCAAUAUGGUGCAGUUAAUUGAUAAAAUAUUUUUUUAUAUCACAAUAUUAAAAAUCAGUUCGGGAUAUUUCAUUUUAGAUGCAGACAACGAGGACCUGCUGGACGGGCUGAGAUUGCCGUCAAAAUACCAUUUCAAAGGGGAAAUAAUCGACAUAUUCCAUGAUUUAGUGGAGCCUUUUGAGAUAUGGUACAACGAGGCCGCCAACCGUUCUCGGAUCGAGUUGUAUAAUGGCAUGAUAACCAAGUAUUACCUGGUGAAGAAUAACGAUGGAGACGGUACCUUAGUUACGUAUCACCCACAAUCCGAGGACACGCAGACAAUAGAGAUGGUCUGCUACUCAUCUACAUUUGAAGGAAGUGAGUUCAGCCUCCUGCCUACAUCUAAUGAGGAUUGGGUAUUUAGUGAACAAAUGGCCUUUAAUGAUAAAGCUGUAGACGUUUGGAUACGGUCGGACAGUGCCGAUAGGACGCUACACGAGGAGAAACUUUACGUGUACAAGAAUGAGGAGGGCUUGGAUAUACCCAUCAGGAGGACAUCAAAGAAAUACAACUGGUGGACGGGAGCUGCCUCCUCGCACAUCAUCACAACCUUCGAGGGAUAUCACACCGCGUUCUCAUUGGAACACCUUCUUGUUAAUGAUUCCGAAUGCCAGACUCAGAUGGCCGAGAUGCCUCUGAACAGCGCGCUGCAGCAUCUGCAUCCUGAUGUACCAGUGGAUCUGGACUUAGCUUUUGAUCGAUUUAAGAGUCACCACAAGAAGAAGUAUGCUGACGAUGACGAGAUGAGGAAGUUUGUGUUUGAAUACAACUGGAGGAGAGUCAAAACUCACAAUCGCAAGCGAUCCACAUAUAGAAUGGGAAUCAACGAGUUCGCAGAUUGGACCCCUGCGGAGCUGGCACGACUGACCGGAGCCAUGCCACCCUCGCCCACCACACCACACGUCGGCACACACCCUUUCCCACACACUUUGACGGAAGUGGACAGCAUUGUCAAAGAGUUACCUGACAACUUUGACUUGAGAUUAGAAGGAAUUGUACCUCCGAUUAAGAAUCAACUAAACUGUGGCUCGUGUUGGGCGUUCGCGACCACCGCGACGGUGGAGGCGGCCUCCUCGCGGACGCUCCAGGCACCGCCACCGGACUUGAGCGAGCAGUCACUGGUCGACUGUGCUUGGGGGCACUAUAACAUGGGCUGUAACGGUGGUUAUUUGGCGCAGUCAUUUGAAUAUAUAAUGGAAUACGGUAUACCUUUAGAAAGUGAAUAUGGUGGUUACCUGCAAGAGGACGGCAUAUGUCAUAUAAAUAAUAUGACGUCAACAUACAAAAUAUCAGGUUACACGGCUGUCACAGCACAUAGCGGCAGCGCCCUCAAGGUGGCGCUGAACAUGUACGGAGCUGUCUCCGCCACCAUUCACGCCAGCGAUGACAUGCUGCUCUACUCCAAUGGAGUGUUUUAUGAUUUCUCGUGCAAUAAUGAACACCUCAACCACGCUGUCACCGUGGUAGGUUACGGAAUCCGGGACGGUGAGGAGUACUGGCUGGUGAGGAACUCCUGGGGCGAACAGUGGGGCGAGGACGGCUACAUUCUCAUGUCUACUAAAAAUAAUAAUUGCUUGCUUCUGGAUGCACCGUACUAUCCCAUUAUAUAGGUCAUUUUGAUUGACUAAAUAUUUUAAUGUUCGAAUUUCGUUUUAACGCCAUCUAGUUAUACUUUUCAGUACUAUUAAUUAAAUCUCCCGCAAAGCACCAAAGCAAUGUAUAAAUAAAAUUUAUAUAAUACAUACUUGCUAAGUUUUAUUCAAUGUUGUUCAUGUGUAUUUUAUAAAAAAAAACUCGAUCCACCGUAUUAUCCCGUUAUAUAGGUCAUUUUUUAGUCCAUAUCUUAAUAUUCGUAUAACAUUUGACUAAAUGUUUUAAUGUUCUAAUUUCGUUUUAGCGCCAUCUAGUUAUAUUCUUCAGUACUAUUAACUAAAUCUCGCCCGAAGCACCAAAGCAAUGGAUGAAUAAAAUUUAUAUAAUACAUACUUGCUAACUUUUAAUAAU
Messenger RNA from Achroia grisella, 2061 nucleotides. Its product is annotated as cathepsin L-like proteinase. Gene Ontology annotation, cellular component: lysosome. Bases 24 to 1667 code for a protein of 547 amino acids. Lineage: Eukaryota; Metazoa; Arthropoda; Insecta; Lepidoptera; Pyralidae. The transcript has 13 exons. Gene Ontology annotation, molecular function: cysteine-type endopeptidase activity. The record is from RefSeq and is a predicted model, not a curated record.